UCCCUUCCCAGGCUGCGGUCGCCGGUCCCCAGCGGAGCGCCUGCCCACACACAUGGCGGCGCCCUGCUCAGCUUCUCGGCACCGAGGCCGACGGGCCGGGCUGGCCUUGCCAGUACUCGGGGACUUCCUCCGCGAGCCCGCUUCCUGCACGGCUGGCAUUUAAACCGGCGCCUGGGGCUGCGGGCUGCGGCUGCGGAUGCUGAGCUGUCCCCGGGCGGGCCAGCGCUUCCUCCUCCUCCCCUGGGCCGGCCGGCCGCGCAGGAGCCGAGCCGAAGCAUCCUCUCGCUGCACCAGGGCCCGGGCAGGGGAGGUCGGCAAGCCGUGUGUGGGGGGGAGAUCGGGGACCCGGCAUCGCAUCCCGGCAUCUUGCAGUUUAAUUGCAGGUUUGACUUUCAUUUCCGAGAUCGCAGCCCUUCUGCCCGGCGCAGAUAAUUUCUUCUCCACCCCCCCCACGCUCCCCCCACCCCCCCGCUCCUGGGUCUCCGCUUGAAGCGGGAGCUGGGCUGGGCCCCAGGAGCUUGGGCAGGGCGCGCUCCCGUCGCCCCGGGGACCCCCGCGCCGCGCUCCCGGCCAUGGUGCGGCCGAGCCCCGCGCUCGGGUGACACGGCGGCGCGGCUCGCAGCGGCUGGUGGGUCCUGCGGGGCCCCUUCUCCCAGGAGCCGAGGGCGCCCGACGCGGGGCUGAGCGCGGGGGGCGACCGGCGGCCGCGAUGUUCAGCUGGCUGGGUUCCGACGACCGCCGGAGGAAGGACCCCGAGGUCUUCCAGACGGUGAGCGAGGGGCUCAAGAAACUCUACAAGACCAAGCUGCUGCCCCUGGAAGAGCAUUACCGCUUCCACGAGUUUCACUCGCCUGCCCUGGAGGAUGCUGAUUUCGACAACAAGCCCAUGGUCCUGCUGGUGGGCCAGUACUCCACUGGGAAGACCACCUUCAUCAGGUACCUACUGGAACAGGAUUUCCCAGGCAUGCGGAUUGGGCCCGAGCCGACCACCGACUCCUUCAUUGCCGUGAUGCACGGACAGGUGGAAGGGAUCAUCCCUGGGAACGCCCUGGUGGUGGACCCUAAGAAACCGUUCAGGAAGCUGAACGCUUUUGGCAAUGCCUUUUUGAAUAGGUUUGUGUGUGCCCAGCUGCCCAACCCGGUGCUGGAGAGCAUCAGCGUCAUCGACACCCCAGGGAUCCUCUCCGGGGAGAAACAGAGGAUCAGCCGAGGGUACGACUUCGCGGCCGUCCUCGAGUGGUUCGCCGAGCGGGUGGACCGCAUCAUCCUGCUCUUUGACGCCCACAAGCUGGACAUCUCUGACGAGUUCUCAGAGGUCAUCAAGGCCCUCAAGAACCACGAGGACAAGAUGCGCGUGGUGCUGAACAAGGCGGACCAGAUCGAGACGCAGCAGCUGAUGCGGGUGUACGGGGCCCUCAUGUGGUCCCUGGGGAAGAUUGUGAACACCCCGGAGGUGAUCCGGGUCUACAUCGGCUCCUUCUGGUCCCACCCCCUUCUCAUCCCCGACAACCGGAAGCUCUUCGAGGCGGAGGAGCAGGACCUGUUCCGAGAUAUUCAGAGUCUGCCGCGAAAUGCUGCCCUGCGCAAGCUCAACGACCUCAUCAAGAGAGCCAGGCUGGCCAAGGUUCAUGCCUACAUCAUCAGCUCCCUGAAGAAGGAGAUGCCGUCGGUAUUCGGAAAGGAUAACAAGAAGAAGGAGCUGGUGAACAACCUGGCUGAGAUUUACGGCCGGAUCGAGCGCGAGCACCAGAUCUCACCUGGGGACUUUCCCAACCUGAAAAGGAUGCAGGACCAGCUGCAGGCCCAGGACUUUAGCAAAUUCCAGCCACUGAAAAGCAAGCUGUUGGAGGUGGUGGAUGAUAUGUUGGCCCACGACAUCGCCCAGCUCAUGGUGCUAGUGCGGCAGGAGGAGACACAGCGGCCUGUGCAGAUGGUGAAGGGCGGGGCGUUCGAGGGCACCCUGCAUGGCCCCUUCGGGCAUGGCUACGGGGAGGGGGCUGGGGAGGGCAUCGAUGACGCCGAGUGGGUGGUGGCCAGGGACAAGCCCAUGUACGACGAGAUCUUCUACACCCUGUCACCGGUGGACGGCAAGAUCACAGGGGCCAAUGCCAAGAAGGAGAUGGUGCGUUCCAAGCUGCCCAACAGCGUGCUGGGCAAGAUCUGGAAGCUGGCUGACAUCGACAAGGACGGCAUGCUGGAUGACGAGGAGUUUGCACUGGCCAACCACCUGAUCAAGGUCAAGCUGGAGGGGCACGAGCUGCCCAACGAGCUGCCCGCCCACCUGCUGCCUCCAUCCAAGAGGAAAGUUGCUGAGUGAUGGAUGGAGGAGGAGGUUCAGGGCGGGCAGGUGUUAGAGGGGACGGGGGAGAAUGAGAUGUGUGCGUGUGUGCGCGCACGCACACACACACAGAUACACACACGUACACACACAGAUCUUGAGAAGUACACUGCAGAUGAGAGGGGACAGGGAGCCCCAGGCUUCCAGGCUGGUCUUUGGACACAUCUCCAAGUUCUCAGCAUUGGUAGAAGCACAGGAGUGCUCCCAGGGCCCCAGGUUCAAGACCAGGUCUCCAUCCCUCUUUCCCUCCCAUCUCCCACCACCUGCAGAGGCAGUUCACCUGUCCGCGGGUGGCCCAUCCACCUCCAGAUUCCCUGGGCUCAGAACAGAUGGAAAAUGCUUCUCACUCAAUAGGCGCUCACUGUUUUCAGUGCCGUCCCCCACUCUUCGGCUUCCCAGUGGGGAAAAAUGGUCCAGGUCUGAGAGAUGGGAGUUAGGGGCUGCUGUGGGGAGCAGGGGUUGGCGGGAGGGAUGGCGGGGAAGGAAGAAGCAUCCUCUACCUGGUCCCAGAUGUGAAGAGACACGACCUUGAGCUGUGUGCUUUCCUAGGCUCGGGCUGUGUCUGCCUCGGCAAACCUGCCCUUGAACCCUACCCCUACUUCAUUUCAAAGAAUCCCAGACCUGGAGAGAGGAGAAAAAAUUGGCAGGAAAGAAGGUAAAGAAAUUGCCCUAAAUCCUCAACCCUAAGCCACUCAAGGUGGCUUUAUUCCCCAGAUUUUGUGAGGUUGGUGUUUUCUCACCCAGCCCUGAUGUCUGGAAGCUCAGAUCCAUCUCCCAUGUAUCCAGCCCCUCCUGUGUGCCAGGAGCCAGCCGUGUUGGGCACCUUACAUACAGCAUCCCGCUCGGCCCUUGCCAGCCCCCAAGGAAGUAAGCAUCAGUUCCCCCCCCCCCACUUUGCAGAUGAGGAACUUGAGACUCAGAGGAGUUCAGGUGACCUUCCCGAAGUCACAGAGGUCACAUGUGGUAGAGAAAGGAUUCAGAGCCAAGACCUAAGACCCUUCCUUCUGCUGUGGCAAUAUGUGCAGGAUCCCAGCAUCGCUAGUGGGCUAUGAACCUUGGAGAACAGGCCAAGCACGCAGGGCACCUCGGCCCCCCAGAGCCGGCUGGUGAGGGAGGAGGGCCAGCCAGCAUGUGGUGGGCCAUCAGUCUGGCCAUCUGUCACAUCACAGAAGCAAACCGUGCCGUCUGGCUCUGCGGCCCGUGUUCCUAAAAUCACAGAAGUCCAAUAGCGCCAGCGGGAGAGUGGGCUGGCCUGCUGGAUGCUGUUUGCGCCUGUCCCCGCUCCGCCGCCCACCCAGGGGCCUGAAUCAUCCCAGCUCAGAUGCAGCCACCGGCUGUCAUCAAGUGGGACCUCGUGCUAACUCAGAAGGCUGACCUGAGAGGUCUGAGGUCCUGUUCCCUGCAGGAGCCCCCACGACUCUGCAGCGUCCUUGGCACAUCGCCACCAUUCUCCGUGCCCUACGCCCUCCUUUAUGGUUUCUCCCUUGGCUUGCUUUGUGGCCACUGAACCAAUCACUUUGUAUGCUAUCCUCCUACUGUGAUGGAAAACAAAAACAAGUAUAACUUAUUUUCUAUCUAUGUUCAGACUAGAGAGACAAUAUUCUAUGUAUCUAUGACGUGCUUACUACUGCAGUGCAUUUGUCCAUCGUACUCACGUUAAUAUAGCACAUUUAUCCUUUGGUA
Molecule: messenger RNA, 4021 nt
Organism: Herpailurus yagouaroundi (jaguarundi)
Lineage: Eukaryota; Metazoa; Chordata; Mammalia; Carnivora; Felidae
Gene: EHD3
Product: EH domain containing 3
Exons: 6
Coding region: 710-2317 (535 amino acids)
Biological process (GO): endocytosis; endosomal transport
Cellular component (GO): cytoplasm; plasma membrane
Molecular function (GO): protein binding; calcium ion binding; GTP binding
Source: RefSeq, a predicted model, not a curated record